Molecule: messenger RNA, 3520 nt
Organism: Mus musculus (house mouse)
Lineage: Eukaryota; Metazoa; Chordata; Mammalia; Rodentia; Muridae
Gene: Ube2j2
Product: ubiquitin-conjugating enzyme E2J 2
Exons: 8
Coding region: 466-1281 (271 amino acids)
Biological process (GO): protein K6-linked ubiquitination; ubiquitin-dependent protein catabolic process; ERAD pathway
Cellular component (GO): endoplasmic reticulum membrane; ubiquitin ligase complex
Molecular function (GO): ubiquitin protein ligase binding; ubiquitin conjugating enzyme activity
Source: RefSeq, marked validated
GAAGCGGAAGCGGGCCUAGGCCGUCCCCGGAGCGGCCAUCUUGGAGGCUGAGCGGCGGUAGCGGCGGCGAGGCUGCUUGCGGCGGGUGCGGUGGGCCGAGUCCCAGCGCGGGUGCGGCUCACGGCGCGGGCCCCACUCUUCCGCACCCUGCUCUGGCCUCGACCACGGCGAACCUGAACGCGGCCGCGGCCUCAGGGAGAGGUGAGCGCUCGCGGGCUGCGCGGGGCCUCGGGCCGCUCGUUCGCCCCGCCGGAGCCGGCUGCAGCGGCGGGCGGGGACGCGGGGACGCCACACGUCGGGUCCCGUUGGUUACGUCGCCGGCUGUGCCCGGACCCGAGGUGCUGGGCAAGUUGAGCUCUCUGGCCCACAUGGCUUCUGAAGCUAAGAACUUGGGGACAAUGCUUUCUGGAAGCAUUUCUUGGCCAUGCUGGACUGUAACCUUGUUCCUGGUGUGAGCAUUCUUGGAUGCAUCAGGCAAAAGCCCUUGAUUCUGCCAGAAAGAUGAGCAAUAACAGCAAUAAGAGAGCUCCAACAACAGCAACACAAAGGUUGAAGCAGGACUACCUUCGAAUUAAGAAAGACCCAGUGCCUUACAUCUGUGCAGAGCCCCUCCCUUCAAAUAUUCUUGAAUGGCAUUAUGUUGUCCGAGGCCCUGAGAUGACUCCUUAUGAAGGUGGCUAUUAUCAUGGAAAACUAAUUUUUCCCAGAGAAUUUCCAUUUAAGCCUCCUAGUAUUUACAUGAUAACCCCCAAUGGAAGAUUUAAGUGCAACACAAGGCUGUGUCUCUCCAUCACAGAUUUCCACCCAGAUACAUGGAAUCCAGCGUGGUCCGUCUCCACCAUUCUAACAGGGCUCCUGAGCUUUAUGGUGGAGAAAGGCCCCACCCUGGGGAGCAUAGAGACGUCGGACUUCACGAAAAAACAGCUGGCAGCACAGAGUCUAGUGUUUAAUUUAAAAGAUAAAGUCUUUUGUGAAUUAUUUCCUGAAGUUGUGGAGGAAAUUAAACAGAAACAGAAAGCACAAGAUGAACUAAGUAACAGGCCCCAGAAUCUUCCUUUGCCAGACGUGGUUCCUGAUGGGGAGCUGCACCGUGGCCAGCAUGGGAUCCAGCUCCUCAAUGGGCACGCACCCGCUGCUGGCCCCAACCUCGCUGGGCUCCCACAGGCCAACAGGCAUCACGGACUCCUGGGCGGCGCGUUGGCGAACUUGUUUGUUAUAGUUGGGUUUGCAGCCUUCGCCUACACGGUCAAGUACGUGCUGAGAAGCAUAGCACAGGAGUGAGGGUCACAAGCCACAGCCUACAGUUGCUGCCGAGGGACACAGGGCCAGAGCUUGAUGCCGGCGUGAAGGACGUGCUGGCACAGGGUGGCCUGCCGGACUCCCGGGCUUCACUUUUUACAAACCUUAAAGAGAAAGCAAAAACCAAAAUGUGAUCUGGAGGAGACUGGUGGUUCUCAACUCCCUCUUGAGGUUGACUGGACGGAGCCACUCGCGCUCUGGUUUUACUGCUUAUCUCCUGUGUUGUCUUUUGACCCUGUUUAGUAAACCUGUUUUGUUGGUUUUGUUUUGUUUUGUUUUUCAUUUUAUUAGAUUUGGUCACUUAAAAUAUAAAACUUUAAUGCCUAUCAAAUACUCUGUGUGUGUUCUUAGUGGAGGAGCUGAAAGCCUCCUGGUGGGGCUAAGUGGGCCGGCUGGUCUAGGAGAGGACUGAUUUGAUCUCAUUGUAAAAUUGCUUCUGAGUGAGAGAAGACUCACACAAAGUGCCGGUUCUGCUUUCUGUUAAGGUAGAAGCAGCAGCUUGCUCUCUGACCACAAAGUGCUGCACUUAGAACCGUGGCUGAGGACUGUGGUGAAGGACUGUGGGUAGCCCAGGUACUGCUGUCAACCUUAGUACCUCUGCUUUCAGCUCCCUUGAGUGAUGGAGAAGUAGGAGCCUUGGUAACCCUGGUUCCUUAUGUCCAGUUGGCCAGAAGCCGGCCCUCCUAUGUUGGCAGACAGUGCACUCCAAGUUCUUUCAUAUCUUACGGUAGGCUACACCAUCCUUUCCGGGUGACCUAUGUAAGAUGUCGCUCUCUACAGAUCAUGGAGAGGGAAACUGCCCAGAACACGUCACCAGGCCACCAGUAAGCUGGCAAGCUCCCUUAUGGAUGUCAUCUCUUUGAGAUUUUGCUUAAUGUACCUGCAGUAGUUGUUUGGGAAGGCUAACAUCGUCUGUGUUGGGCAUCAAUCAUCACCAGGGGCUCCUAAAAGCCUUCUAAGCCCACCUCCUUUCAGGGGCCAUGGUAAAGCUGAAGUGCUCCCAUGUGAUGAUUACCUGUAAUUCAGCUCUGUGGUUUACAACUAGUAUGUAUAUACCAUGUAGUCCUCUCCUAAAACGGUCUUUAGUUACCCCUUUGCUCUGAACUCCACGAUGUCUGUGUUAAUGUCCCUUCCCUGGUAGGCUGUGACCAAGUGCAAUGCCUGGCUUGUGAGAAGGGAAUGUUGCAGCUGCCAAAAGGUAGAUUGACAACCCUUGGUUGGGCCUGUGCAACCUGUGCAGCCUUCGGUGGGUGGAGCCCUACAGACAUGUGCUUCCUACUAUUGGUAGAUGGUAAUUUUUCCCUGGUCCCAGAGUGCUCCGUUGCAAAUUACCUCAAUUCCAAAUUGGUGUUUCCUGAAGUUCUUGAAAGACAGAACAUUAUCGAAUUUAGUCCUCUGAAAUCUCAGCACCACCCCCAGCCCCCUGGCCCCAGCAUGGCCUUUAUGGGAGUUUAGGGAUUUCAAGACAGGGUUUCUCUGUGUGUCCCCAGCUGUCCUAGAACUCACUCUAUAAAUCAAGCUGUCCUUCAUCUCAGAUCCACGUGCCUUUGCCUCCCAAGAGCUAGGAUUCAAGGUGUGGGCCUCCAUUGCCCAACUGAAAGCUCAACUUUGAUUUUAAAAAAUUUUUAAGAUUUAUUUAUUUUAUUAUAUGUAAGUACACUAGCUGUCUUCAGACACUUCAGAAGAGGGUGUCAGAUGGUUGUGAACCACCAUGUGGUUGCUGGGAUUUGAACUCAGGACCUCUGGAAGAGCAGUCAGUACUCUUAACCACUGAGCCAUCUCACCAGCCCUUUUUUAAAAUUUUUAAUUGGUUAUUUUGUUUAUUUACAUUUCAAUUGUUAUCCCCCUUCCCGGUUUUCUCUCCAAAGAACCCCCAUCCCAUCCUCCUGCCUCCAUGAGGGUGCUCCCCCACCCAGUCCUGCCCCACCACCCUACUGCCCUUCACUGGGGCAUCAAGCCUUCACAGGACCAAACUCUUAACAGCUCAGAAGGAAAGAAAAUUUUAGGAAGUGCUUGUUCUUAGGGUAGAAGUAAAAAGCAGCCUGCUCUCUGGCCACAAGGUGUCGCACUUAGUGUACGACUGAAGAGUGCUGUGCCGGCUUGGCAGGUUAGCCCCAACACUUCUCCCAGCUUUGAGUGCUACAGGACCCUAGAGUGUCCACUGUGUGUUCCGUGCUCUGACCCCCGAAUAAAAGGUGGCCUUUUUAACCAUUGGCUCAAG